AUGACACCAGGGUAUACUGCUAAUGGUGUGAUUAACAUCAUGUUUUAUGCAUUCUACGCAUUGUUUGCUACUCUCUUGUUCAUGCUCUUCAUUACAAAAGGCAAUCCUCAUGUGAUUACAUUCUUGUUACUAGCGAUAUGUCUCUUUGUGUCUAUCAAAUGGUAUAGCAUAGCCUUUUCUAUUUCUCUUUUGACACUUUGUAUAGGUUUAUUGCAGAAUUCGAACGCUCAAAAAAACUGGAAACAAAGGCACAAUAAACAUGUUAAAUGA
Molecule: messenger RNA, 270 nt
Organism: Gilbertella persicaria
Lineage: Eukaryota; Fungi; Mucoromycota; Mucoromycetes; Mucorales; Choanephoraceae
Exons: 1
Coding region: 1-270 (89 amino acids)
Biological process (GO): vacuolar proton-transporting V-type ATPase complex assembly
Source: RefSeq, a predicted model, not a curated record